GUCAGUCCGUAGCAUAGACGAGACUCUUGGGGCCCCCACCCCACCCCCACCCGCAUACCUCCGUACAAGGCGGAGGUACAUGCACGGUCCUGCCUUAACCUAACGUCAGUAAAACGGCCAAACAUGACUGGAUGAGUGAUACUUAGCAUGCAAACCCAGUUACCAGCCCAGCCCCUGCAUUCCUUAUAAACGGCGGCGCGUCGGCAUGGAGACGGUGGUGAUCGUGGCCAUUGGAGUGCUGGCCGCCAUCUUCCUGGCGUCCCUGGUCACUCUGGUCGUCGUCUGCAAUCAGCGCCACUGCCACCCUGCUGGCCUGCUGCAGCGGCUGGAGUCCAAGCCCAGGGUGGACCUGAUCAGCGCCAUGGAGAGCCAGGCUGAGCCCUCAGAGCUGGAGCUGGACGAUGUGAUCAUUACUAACCCCUACAUCAAGGCCAUCCUGGAGGAAGAGGACUGGAUGGAGGACGCCUCUGGGCUGAUGUCACAUGGCAUUGCCGUCUUAAAGAUAUGCCACACCUUGACUGAGAAGCUGGUGGCCAUGACGAUGGGCUCAGGGACAAAGGUCAAGGCCCCGAACGGCCUCAGUGACAUCAUCACCGUGGCCAAGCGUAUUAACCCCAGGGUGGAUGAUGUUGUGCGAAGCAUGUAUCCACAACUCAGCCCAGUGCUACUCGAUGCCAGAGCCACCGCCCUGUUCCUGUCCGUCAGCCACCUGGUACUGGUGACCCGCCAUGCCUGUCACAUGUCCGGCAACCUGGACUGGAUCGACCAAUUGCUGCGCACGGCUGAGGGUCACAUGGUGGCGUUGCGGGAGGCGGCAUUGGCGUCCGAGACUGACCGCAUGCAGCUGGGAGCGGAGGCUGUGCAGCAGGAGCACACCAUCUGACCUGCACCGCGCGUGCAUGCGCACGCACGCACGCACACACACACACACACACACACACACAGGUCCUUGUGGGGACUCCCCAUUCAUUUCUAAGGGGAAAGCUCUAAUCACAACAUGACAACCUUAAUCCCUACCCAAC
This is a messenger RNA of Paramormyrops kingsleyae, 1022 nucleotides long. Its product is annotated as transmembrane protein 98-like. Gene Ontology annotation, cellular component: endoplasmic reticulum. The record is from RefSeq and is a predicted model, not a curated record. NCBI's taxonomy places the organism in Eukaryota, Metazoa, Chordata, Actinopteri, Osteoglossiformes, Mormyridae.